Messenger RNA from Pongo pygmaeus (Bornean orangutan), 2933 nucleotides. It is a transcript of the gene XPNPEP1, whose product is annotated as X-prolyl aminopeptidase 1. The record is from RefSeq and is a predicted model, not a curated record. Bases 649 to 2520 code for a protein of 623 amino acids. Lineage: Eukaryota; Metazoa; Chordata; Mammalia; Primates; Hominidae. The transcript is spliced from 23 exons. Gene Ontology annotation, molecular function: metalloaminopeptidase activity.
GGCAAAUCACCAGGAUUUUCAGCUGAGAAAUUUAAGAAUAAUUGAACCUAACGAGGUGACACACUCAGGAGACACAGGUGUGGAAACAGCUGACUGAAAAAUUGAUCUCUUGAAGUACAUAAGAAACCAUGCCCGUCUAAUCUCUGUUUGGAAGAAAAGUGCUAUAAUUGCAUGCAAUUUUAGAUCCUUUUUCUUUAAAAAAUAUAGAUCUGUGCAACAGAGAAAUAAACCACUACCUCUAAAGCUAUUGAUGCUGGAAGAGCAUCUGUGCCCGUGUUAAGAUGCUGAAAUUGGAGUAAACUGGCCCCUUCCAUUCUUGUAACGAGACAUGUGGGAAUUCCAGCUGGUGCUUCGGAUCCAGAUUCAAAUAUUUCUUGAGCUCCUGCAGUGUAAUAGAUGCUGUGCGUGGUGCUUUCACACACGUUAUCAUGUUUAAUUUGUCUGGCCACCAGUGAGAGACGGGGUUUCACCGUGUUAGCCAGGAUGGUCUCGAUCUCCUGACCUCGUGAUCCGCCUGCUUUGGCCUCCCAAAGUGCUGGGAUUACAGGUGUGAGCCACCGCGCCCGGCCACUCCCGCCAUACUUUAAAGAGAAGAACACAGAGCAUUGAGGCCCUGGUCCGCUUCUCCCUUGCACAGCUGACAGCAGAAUGCCUCCGAAGGUGACUUCAGAGCUGCUUCGGCAGCUGAGACAAGCCAUGAGGAACUCUGAGUAUGUGACUGAACCGAUCCAGGCCUACAUCAUCCCAUCGGGAGAUGCUCAUCAGAGUGAGUAUAUUGCUCCAUGUGACUGUCGGCGGGCUUUUGUCUCUGGAUUCGAUGGCUCUGCGGGCACAGCCAUCAUCACAGAAGAGCAUGCAGCCAUGUGGACUGACGGGCGCUACUUUCUCCAGGCUGCCAAGCAAAUGGACAGCAAUUGGACACUUAUGAAGAUGGGUCUGAAGGACACACCAACUCAGGAAGACUGGCUGGUGAGUGUGCUUCCUGAAGGAUCCAGGGUUGGUGUGGACCCCUUGAUCAUUCCUACAGAUUAUUGGAAGAAAAUGGCCAAAGUUCUGAGAAGUGCCGGCCACCACCUCAUUCCUGUCAAGGAGAACCUCGUUGACAAAAUCUGGACAGACCGUCCUGAGCGCCCUUGCAAGCCUCUCCUUACACUGGGCCUGGAUUACACAGGCAUCUCCUGGAAGGACAAGGUUGCAGAUCUUCGGUUGAAAAUGGCUGAGAGGAACGUCAUGUGGUUUGUGGUCACUGCCUUGGAUGAGAUUGCGUGGCUAUUUAAUCUCCGAGGAUCAGAUGUGGAGCACAAUCCAGUAUUUUUUUCCUACGCAAUCAUAGGACUAGAGACGAUCAUGCUCUUCAUUGAUGGUGACCGCAUAGACGCCCCCAGUGUGAAGGAGCACCUGCUUCUUGACUUGGGUCUGGAGGCCGAAUAUAGGAUCCAGGUGCAUCCCUACAAGUCCAUCCUGAGCGAGCUCAAGGCCCUGUGUGCUGACCUUUCCCCAAGGGAGAAGGUGUGGGUCAGUGACAAGGCCAGCUAUGCUGUGAGCGAGACCAUCCCCAAGGACCACCGCUGCUGUAUGCCUUACACCCCCAUCUGCAUCGCCAAAGCUGUGAAGAAUUCAGCUGAGUCAGAAGGCAUGAGGCGGGCUCACAUUAAAGAUGCUGUUGCCCUCUGUGAACUCUUUAACUGGCUGGAGAAAGAGGUUCCCAAAGGUGGUGUGACAGAGAUCUCAGCUGCUGACAAAGCUGAGGAGUUUCGCAGGCAACAGGCAGACUUUGUGGACCUGAGCUUCCCAACAAUUUCCAGUACGGGACCCAACGGCGCCAUCAUUCACUACGCGCCAGUCCCUGAGACGAAUAGGACCUUGUCCCUGGAUGAGGUGUACCUCAUUGACUCGGGUGCUCAAUACAAGGAUGGCACCACAGAUGUGACGCGGACAAUGCAUUUUGGGACCCCUACAGCCUAUGAGAAGGAAUGCUUCACAUAUGUCCUCAAGGGCCACAUAGCUGUGAGUGCAGCCGUUUUCCCCACUGGAACCAAAGGUCACCUUCUUGACUCCUUCGCCCGUUCAGCUUUAUGGGAUUCAGGCCUAGAUUACUUGCACGGGACCGGACAUGGUGUUGGGUCUUUUUUGAAUGUCCACGAGGGUCCGUGCGGCAUCAGUUACAAAACAUUCUCUGAUGAGCCCUUGGAGGCAGGCAUGAUUGUCACUGAUGAGCCCGGGUAUUAUGAAGAUGGGGCUUUUGGAAUUCGCAUUGAGAACGUUGUCCUUGUGGUUCCUGUGAAGACCAAGUAUAAUUUUAAUAACCGGGGAAGCCUGACCUUUGAACCUCUAACUUUGGUUCCAAUUCAGACCAAAAUGAUAGAUGUGGAUUCUCUUACAGACAAAGAGUGCGACUGGCUCAACAAUUACCACCUGACCUGCAGGGAUGUGAUUGGGAAGGAAUUGCAGAAACAGGGCCGCCAGGAAGCUCUCGAGUGGCUCAUCAGAGAGACGCAACCCAUCUCCAAACAGCAUUAAUACCUCCCUGGUUUUGUUUCUGCAAAAUGCUCUGGGGAAAGGAAGAAACGUGGCAGAUCCCUGACAUCUUUCCCCUUUCCUUUCCUUCUUCCCUACCUCCCCUUUUUACUUUAGACUUUAAGAAGAACAGAAAAUCUUCUUAUCCUCUUUGAUAUUUUAUUGCAAACACUCAGUCUUUUAUGAUUUUUUAAUUGUUGAGAACAAGCCAAGAAUAAAAUUGCUGCACCAGAAGGAGGUCCCUCCAAAGUUGAACACUUGGUGAAAGGGAGAUGUCUUGACUUCUUUGGCCAGUGAUGGGGAAUCAGUGAGUGCUCCAUGACGGUCAUGUUCCAGGUGCUAGUACAUCAUUCAUGAUCACCUUAAUGCUCAUAAGACUAUAUUUAUGAUCAGUGAAUAAAAAUGUCAAAACUGUG